Molecule: messenger RNA, 978 nt
Organism: Vitrella brassicaformis
Lineage: Eukaryota; Vitrellaceae
Source: the annotation of a GenBank genome assembly
GGAGAUUCAACGGCCGCUUUAACGGCCAGCGGAGCGGUCGAGAUCUUUUACAUACCGACAGUCUGAUCAAUCUGAUCUGGCGCCAAACAAGCGCUACGGCCCGCUGACAGCAGAGGGCAAAAAAGAGUUGACAGCCUUCUGGUCACGCACAAGGGCUGGCAUCAUCGACACACUCGCACAAAUGGCUCGUGACGUGCAGCAGCAUACAGACAGAUAAGACAGACGGCAGACAGACAGAUAGUUACAUGCACACGUGCGUCACAUGCCUGCCCCCUUCAGUCCUUCCUUCAGAUCUGACACAAAUGAUUAAUGCCCUCCCUUCUCUCUCUGGGAGCUGGCUACCAUCCAUCACAAUGGAUGGACCCACAGACUGUCCCUGAAUGAAUGGAUGGAUGCAUGACCAUGCAUGACGCUGACUGACUGACUCACUCGCUGACUCGCUCAACCGUCCGUCCGUCCGUCUCUGCUACUUGCUGGAAGGCGGCUUCCAUGACUCGGGGAUGACGUCGAAGAGCUUCCUGCACGUGCUGUAGGUCACCUCUCUCACCUCCUCAAAUCCUUUGGCAAAAUUCUCCGUCUUCGGAAGCUUCUCGGGCGAUGGAUUCUGAACACAAAAAGCACCACAACCAGCCAACGCAGAUAGAUGCACCCACCGGGAUCAGUCAAUGAAUCAUCUGUGUGUGACAGGGUCCCUGCGCACCGUGAGGUACUCGUCGGCUUCUUUGAGUCCCCAGCCUAAUCCCAACCCCGUGCCGAUGCCCGUGAGCAGACACCUCAUGGCGGCUCCCUUCAUGAACACCAACGCCAUGAGGCCGCCGCCCACCAUGCCGAACCCCGCCUUCGCAGCUGCAUUCACCGCCAGCCGGCUGUAACUCUCGGACAACGGCGGACUUUUGCUUUGCGCCGCCUCACUCAUCCUGGAGCUCCAAAGUGUGCGAGCUUGGAUGAGGGAGCUGAGAUCUUCCUCCGCCAGGCCGA